AUGGAAGAUGAUCGAAGUAACGGUCACGAUCUGGAUUUGGAAAAAGCCGACCGACCGGUUUGGUUGAUGAAGAGUCCUGUAGUUGUAGCCAAGGCGUGGGAGAAGCACGGUCCUUCUUCUUCCUCUUAUUAUUCGUCUUCUUCCUUGGAAUCGCCUAAUUUGGCCAAGGUUGUUCUCUCCGUUGAUCCUCUACGGUCCGAUCCUUCUCCUUCUCCCGAGUUCACCAUGGAUAUGUCUGGUGCUGAGUAUGGGAACAUGCCAAAGAGCUACGCUUUGAACAUGUUUAAAGAUUUUGUUCCUAUGGAGGUCUUCUCUGACGUCCAUCAAGUUAACCUAGCUGCUGAAGGAAAGAUAGAGCACAAGUUCGACAUGAAGCCACACGGCGAAAACAUUGAGGAAUAUGCAAGGCUUUGUAGGGAAAGAACAAGCAAAGCAAUGGUUAAAAACCGACAGAUACAGGUUAUCGACCACGGCCGCGAAGGAAAUAUAUACUUCAGGCCCCUGUCUGUACCGGUUGGUUUAACUUCCUCAAAUUCUAAGGACAAGAAGAGACCUGCCCCAGUCAAGCAAACGGAAGUGAAGAGGACGAGGAGAGAUCGUGGUGAGCUCGAAGCUAUAAUGUUUAAGCUAUUCGAAGGCCAACCGAACUGGACACUGAAGCAGCUGAUUCAGGAAACAGACCAACCAGCGCAAUUUUUGAAAGAAAUACUAAACGAGCUAUGCGUGUACAAUAAGAGAGGUUCGAACCAAGGGACAUAUGAGCUUAAACCAGAGUACAAGAAAGCUGCUGAAGAAGAUACAGGUGGCCAGUAA
Messenger RNA from Thlaspi arvense, 813 nucleotides. The record is from the annotation of a GenBank genome assembly. NCBI's taxonomy places the organism in Eukaryota, Viridiplantae, Streptophyta, Magnoliopsida, Brassicales, Brassicaceae.